AGCAAAUCCAACCACCUCGACAACCUUUGAACCCGAACCCUUCCCCUCCAAACCACUGCUUUUGACUCUUGAGUUUGUUCAGUAACAAUGGCUUCAGCUUGGACAGAACAUCGAUCUCCGACCGGUCGGUUGUAUUGGUUUAAUGCUCAAACGGGUACUUCAUCAUGGGAACGACCCGAAGCUCUGAAGACCCCAGCUGAGCGUGCAUUAGCAUCGACACCAUGGAAGGAAUACCAAACCGCCGAGGGGCGCAAAUAUUGGCACCACACCACCACUAAAGAAACCACUUGGACUUUGCCUGAUGCAGUACGUGAGGCUAUCGAAAAAGCUGCUGCUUCCGCACCUCCUCCAGCCCCACCCGCGUCUUCUCAGCCUGUUUCUUCUGCUCCCGGUCCUCCCCCAGCUCCCAUGCACCCCACCUUUGUUCCGGCCUCAACCCCGAACCCAGCAGCGACCCCCGCCACCCCCGCGGCUGCACCGGCUGGAACUACUCCCACAACCAACUUGCCACCUCGUCCGGUCACUUCAAUCCUCCAUUCAGCCCCUGUGACAAACCAUGCUCCCGUACCAAUGCCUGAUUUCAAGAGCCCCGAGGAUGCCGAACGUGCUUUCAUCGGCCUUCUUCGAUUAAAAGGCGUAACCCCUUCGUGGACAUGGGAGCAGACCAUGCGUGAUAUCAUUACCGAACCCCUCUACAAGGCUCUCGAUACAUUAGCUGCCAGGAAAGCCGCAUGGGAGAAGUUUAUUGAUAGCGAGCGCAAACGUGAGAAAGAAAACCGUGAGAAGAAUAUCGCUCGAGUUCGUGCCAGCUGGGAUGCUGGACUCGAUGGCCUCAGCGAAGAAAAAACAAUUGUUGACGACCAAGGUUCAGAGGUCAAACUCCCUGGAGCACCCCCUAGGCUAUGGUGGACUUGGGAUCGAUUGAAGCUUGAGGUUGAACGACGAGCCCCUGAAGUAUGGAAAUUGUGUAGAGAUGACGAAGAGCGCAGGGUGUUAUGGGAAGACUAUCUCACUGAACUCAGGCAACGAGACACAGCGGCCGCGAAUCAACUUCGGGGAAGGCAGCAGGAGAAAUUGACGAGUCUACUCAGAGCUCAUCAAGAAAAACUGAAUCUACCUGGCGAAUUCGAAAUGAUCCAAUGGCGGGUGGCUCAGGAAGCGAUUUUACAAAGCGAGGAUUUCCAAAAUGAUGAAGACUUGCGAAAGAUGGACGACUUGGACAUACUUAUCGUGUUUGAGGAAGAAAUAAAACGGGCAGAGAAAGAGACAAUGGAGCUGAAGGCGAAGCAGAAAGAUGAAAAGCGUCGGUCUUAUCGUAAAACACGGGCUGCAUACAUUAAGUUACUUCAUGAACUCAAACUUUCCGGGCAAAUCCAUGCCGACACAAUGUGGAAAGAAAUUUAUCCCGUUUUGAAAGACGAUGAGCGUUACCAAAACAUGCUUGGCAUAACUGGAAGCUCCCCUCUGGAAUUGUUUUGGGACGUCAUCGAUGAUCUUCAGCUUGAACUUGAGGAUAAGCAGAAAGUGGUUGAAGAUCUUCUGGAGGAACGAAACAAGAAGGUUGGCGAAACCACGGAGUUUGAUGAAUUCUUAACAUGGCUGCCCAAUGAUAUGGAACCUCAUAAACUGGAUCGACCGAUGCUGAAACAAAUCUUCCACAUGCUCGUCGAUUAUGCAGUUCGAACAGCAAAGGAAGAAAAGCGCCGUGCCGAGAAACGUCUUCGCAAUCAAAUCGAGGACCUUCGUUACGCCCUCAAGAAGCUUUCCCCGCCCGUUAAACUUGACACUCCCUAUGAAGAAGCCUUGGAACGAUUCUCACACUUGUCCGAGUUCAAAUCGCUUGAGGGUCAGGAUGAAGGUCGCAAAGAAGCCUUCAAUCGAUAUAUGGAAAGGCUAAAAGAAAAGGCGUCGGUCGAAGACAAGAGAAGCCGGCGCAAAGAGGAAGAGUCGUACCGGUCUGAUUCCAGGAAAAAAGGAUCGCUAGCGCAACUCUCCGACAAUGAAAGUGUCAAUUCUGCUAGCAAACGGAGACGUAAGGAUCCUCUUGAAGACGGCAAAUAUCAUCGUCAUCAAUCCCCUCGUACCAAUCGACUGCAUGAAGAUAUCUCAUCUCCCAGGGGCAAUGGCGAACACCGCGAAGACAAAGAACUCGACAAGGAUCAUGAGCGAAGUCUUGGGAGGGACCGUGACCCCGAGAAUGAUCGCGAGAGAGACGACAAUCCUAAUGCGGACCAAGCCACCACUGGCCAAGCUCCAGAGGGUGACAACGAGAAAUCUAGAAGUCGAGAUAGAGAGCGCCGCAGAGAUAGUGAACGGGAGAAAACUGAAGAACGGUCAAAAGACCGAGCAGACAAUCGUGAUCGUCCAAGCAGCCGGCUUUCAGCUGAUGAUCGAGACCGCCGUAGAAAAGAAUAUGAUCUGGAUCGACAUGGAUCCCGACGACAUCGUUCUUCGCGCAGGGGAGACCGGGAUCAUGACGAUGACAGUAGGCAUCGUGGAAGUCGACACGACGAGGAUGACGGACAAUCCCGUGAGAAGAGGUCAGAGAAUGGCUUGUCGGAUAAACGGGCUAGAAGCCAAGACCGCCCUGAAAGUCGCAAAAAGAGCGACACGGUGCCAUCGGACCAGGAACGUGAUAGCAAACGCCCUAAGACUGUGCAGCCCCAACCCGAAAAGCCAGCGGAAAAAAGCGAUGGUGAGGAAGGCGAAUUGGAAGGUUAAUCACAUAGAGUCGCUAUGUGUUCACUUACGCUGGGAUCUCUUUGUAGUUAUUUCAAAGGGCACCCCCUGAUUGCAUCAACGAGAUGGCUCUCGAUCGACGAAAUAUGCCACUCGUACUUGCAACCCUGAGAUUUAAACACUAGCCUCUUUAAGCUCGUUUAUGCCAUGUAGGCCAAUGCGUCUCUUCUUCUUUGUUGGCAUGACUAUUCACCAGAACAAAUAAUCUCCGUUUAUACCUUGUUACAUAUUUCUGAUGUUUCGGUGGGAUUGUCACAUCCCAUCUGUUGAGACUGAUUCAUAACAAGUGAAUUGAUGUAAGCUGGCUCAAUAUGCCUGUACAAUGCUUCAGCAAUUACUGCCAGCUGCCACGGAUAGCUAACAAACUGUGAGCUAAGAAGUUCCAGAUCACGUGAAAAUACAAGCUGUAUCUUGUUGGAUUGUAUGGUUACAACGCUUGAUGGAUGCUCAACCUGAAUCUUUCGAGUCCAGAAAGCGUUAGACGCAUUGAAGCUGAUACCGAUAUUUUAACCGCGCUAACGGGCCAGUUCUGUCUUCUAAAUCAUCAAGAUACUUGGCAUGCCUUUUUUGUUGAAACCUACAAGAUUUAGUUGGUGUUGUGACAAUCCACAUCAUAGCUGCUGGUGUCAGGCUCAGGUGGAAGGGCAGAUGAGGGUGAAAUCAGGAUAUACCAAAGUGGGAUUAUUAUAGAGUGGAUGUGGUUGAUCAGAAGAUGCGGCGGAGCCACAUCAGUCCUGUCGAUUCCUGUGCGCUUGAUUGCAAGACUAUUUCAAGACCUUGUCAUCUUGAUGAGUGAUCAUGAUCUUUUGUGAAUUAUCUCUAUCUGUGCAUUUGAUCUUCCUUUCCUUGUCCUGACAGAUAUCCCAUUUUUUUAGCUACACCAGAAGAUAUAAUCAACUGUAACCAGUGAGAACUUACAGUUAAGGUCCUACUAUGCCACGUCGCACCAAACGCGUUCCUCUAGUCAUCUCAUGUUAUCAUUUGUUUCAAUGUUUCUAAAUCUGUCGAUUUCACUCUCAAUUUCUUACAUCCUAAUCACGCUAAUCAAGUUUUACAUUCGAACUCUUCCAGCUUUAUAAUCCAUUAUCGAAUUCUUGAAUAACCUUCCUCGUUUCCCAUUCACAUA
This is a messenger RNA of Puccinia graminis f. sp. tritici CRL 75-36-700-3, 3865 nucleotides long. RefSeq lists its product as uncharacterized. Gene Ontology annotation, biological process: mRNA cis splicing, via spliceosome. Lineage: Eukaryota; Fungi; Basidiomycota; Pucciniomycetes; Pucciniales; Pucciniaceae. Gene Ontology annotation, molecular function: RNA binding; protein binding. The record is from RefSeq and is a predicted model, not a curated record. Gene Ontology annotation, cellular component: U1 snRNP; U2-type prespliceosome. The transcript is spliced from 4 exons. Bases 88 to 2721 code for a protein of 877 amino acids.